Engraulis encrasicolus (European anchovy) is the source of this 896-nucleotide messenger RNA. Its product is annotated as gastrula zinc finger protein XlCGF8.2DB-like. Gene Ontology annotation, cellular component: nucleoplasm. Gene Ontology annotation, biological process: regulation of transcription by RNA polymerase II. The record is from RefSeq and is a predicted model, not a curated record. NCBI's taxonomy places the organism in Eukaryota, Metazoa, Chordata, Actinopteri, Clupeiformes, Engraulidae. The transcript is spliced from 2 exons. Bases 97 to 891 code for a protein of 264 amino acids. Gene Ontology annotation, molecular function: DNA-binding transcription repressor activity, RNA polymerase II-specific; RNA polymerase II cis-regulatory region sequence-specific DNA binding.
GGGUGGCUUCACAGUAGACUACAAGGGAAGGACGGUACCAGAGCCUGUAGAUAAAGUUCUCUAUGCCUCGUUUUUGAAGGUGUCCCUGUGGUCAACAUGCAUGCUGGGAGGACACUUCAGUGCAACACAUGUGGAAAGGUGUUUAAACAUGCAGGACAUUUAAGGCAACACCAGAGGGUUCAUACUGGUGAAAAGACUUACCCUUGUAAAACAUGUGGAAAAUCUUUUACAAAAAAAUAUCAUCUUAAAGUACAUCUGAGGAUUCAUACUGGAGAAAAGCCUUUCCCAUGUACAGCAUGUGGAAAGACUUUUCUACAAAAAGGUCAUCUUCAGAAACACCUUGUGAUUGAUACUGGAGAAAAGCCUUUUCUUUGUACAACAUGUGGAACAUCUUUUGCAACAAAAGAUAUUCUUCAGGUACACCUGAAGAUUCAUACCGGAGAAAAGCCUUUCCCAUGUACAACAUGUGGAAAGACUUUUCUACGAAAAGGUGAUCUUAAAAAACACCUGGUGAUUCAUACUGCAGAAAUCGGAGAAAAGCCUUUCCAAUGUACAACAUGUGGAAAGACUUUUCUACAAAAAGGUGAUCUUCAUAAACACCUGUUGAUUCAUACUGGAGAAAAGCCUUUUCCUUGUACAACAUGUGGAAAGUCCUUCAGAGAAGGAGGCACUUUAAGGAGACAUCAGAUGAUUCACACUGAUGAAAAGCCUUACCUAUGUACCACAUGUGGAAAAGCUUUUAGAGAGGCAAGUGAUUUAAGGAGACACGAGAGGACUCACACUGGUGAAAAGCCUUACCAAUGUACAACAUGUGGAAAAGCCUUUAAACAGGCAAGUUCUUUAAGGACUCACCAGAGGAGCCACACUGGAGAAAAGUCAAUGUAUCACUGACUAGA